Molecule: messenger RNA, 1119 nt
Organism: Effrenium voratum
Lineage: Eukaryota; Dinophyceae; Suessiales; Symbiodiniaceae
Source: the annotation of a GenBank genome assembly
AUGGUGGGUCAGCAGCUGGACAAGGAGAAGAAAGAGGUUCUUGAGAAGAUCAGGCAGAAGAAGGAGGAAGAAGCCACAGCAAAGGCAGAGGGCAAGGAAGUCCCGGAGGCGGCGAAGAAGCAGAGAAGCGAAGCGAGCUCCAGCUCCAAGCCGGAGGAGCCGGAGGGCGACAGAUGGGCCACACCCAUUGGAGGUGGUGAGAUUGGCGAGUCGUCUGCAGCUGAGAAGAAGCCCGAGAAGGAGCCAGAGGGCGACGAGUUUGGCGAGACCCCGGAGCCUGGAGAGUGGGGUGACACCCCGAUGCCCACGGGCAAGAAGAAGCGCGCGCGAUGGGACUCCGCGCCGGAGAAGGAGAUGGACGUUGGGGCCACGCCCACUGCAGAUGUGACCCCGAGCGUGGAUGUCACGCCCAGCGUAGAUGUGACUCCCAGCAUGGAGCCAAUGAUCGGUGCCACGCCAUUCGCUGGCGGCAUUAACCUGGGGGACACACCGUUGGGCACGCCCGGCAUGGCGAACAUGAGCACGCCCGUGGGCCUCACGCCCAACUUCGCGUCCAUGACGCCGGAACAGAUUCAGGCGUACCGAUACGACGCGGAGGUUAACGAGCGAAAUGCUCCAAUGACGGAUGAGGAGCUGGACGCCAUCUUCCCACAGACCGGCUAUGAGAUUGUCAGGCCGCCUGCGAAUUACAACCCCAUCCGCAAGUCCGUCCUCUCAUCGGCGACUCCGACGCCCACGCCGGGUGGCACACCCUUCUUCUCCAUGCAGAGCCCGGACGCGCCAAAGCCGUAUCAGGUGCCGGACUCUCCAGCGGUGGGUGAGAUGCCCAUGAUCAAGCCGGAGGACUACUCCUACUUUGCCCCGUUGCUGGCCGGCGACAAUGAUGACAACUUGUCCCCAGAGGAGGCCAAGGAGCGGAAGAUCAUGCGGCUCCUGCUCAAGGUGAAGAACGGCACGCCGCCCAUGCGGAGGUCGGCGCUGCGGCAGCUGAGCGAUGGCGCGCGGGCCUUCGGGCCCGGGCCGCUGUUCAACCAGAUCCUGCCGCUCCUCAUGAGCAGCACCUUGGAAGACCAGGAGAGGCAUUUGCUGGUCAAGGCCAUCGAACUCGGGGCUGCCUGA